AUGCCGCCGGAGGCCGCCUCGUCGACAGGCAACGUCACCGCCCGCAUCCGGCGUCCGCUGCCGGCAGAGCGGCCGCACGUGAGGCGGUGCACCAGGCUGCUGUGCUCGGCGUUCCUCACCGUGCUCCUCAUCGCCGGCGUCGUCCUCUUCGUCGUCUACCUCGCCGUCCGCCCGCACCGGCCGCGGUUCCACGUGACGGCCUUCUCAGCGUCGGGCAUCGCCCCGUCGUCGCCAGGCGGCGCCGGCGCCGGCGGCCCCGUGGCGCUGUCAGGGCAGCUCUCCAUCCGCAACCCGAACCGGGACAUCGCCUUCUUCUAUGACCGGUUCUACCUCUCGGUGGGGUACCGCGGCGCCGACGUGGUGAAGGACCAGGCCCUGACGACGGCGCCGCUGUACCAGCCGCCCAAGACGACGUCGCCCCUGACGUUCCAGGGCGUGGCGGCGUCGGCGGCCGGUGGGGACAUGGCGCGGGACGCGGCGGAGGCCGGCGGCAGGGUAGAGCUGACGGUGAAGGUGCGGUCCAGGAUCCGCGCGCGCCUGGCGUUCUGGGGCAACCGGCACUGGCACCCGCUCCACGUCGGCUGCGAGGUGGCCGUGGGACCCGACGGCCAGCUGCUGGCCGAGUACCUGCAGAAGCGCUGCAGCAUAGACUUCCUCUAG
Molecule: messenger RNA, 660 nt
Organism: Miscanthus lutarioriparius
Lineage: Eukaryota; Viridiplantae; Streptophyta; Magnoliopsida; Poales; Poaceae
Source: the annotation of a GenBank genome assembly